CGACAGCGAAUGCUGCGACCGUUGGCGUUUCGGAGGUGGCACCUUAUGAACUGCACCUUCAAAUGCUACUUGUUAAGUGCAUAUGGACUGAUGUAAAUCCAGCACAGGUAGGUGUCCUUUUGCGAACCAACGCACUCGACAGUAAUUCGUCAAUUCUGCGAUUGGCAGUGACUCCAUCGAACAUAGCCCGUGAACAGGUGAACCCGUGAAACCUAGUGCGUUCCAUUGCUAACUGGAAGUCGGCGAGGAUUUGACCCAGCGCGCGGGCGCAUAAGGGGGAUGAUACUUGUCGCUCAGGUUAGGAUUCUUGCCGGCAACAGUAUUCGGUCCCGUGUAGGAUUCAGAAGCGGCAUCGGUGCAUAUGUAUACAUGCGUCUGUCUACACAGGUCACGAGAUUUGGGAUGUUUAUCUCGAGACUCUUGUUUCGCGCUACGGUCGGGUGUAGAAGGAGGUCAUCGAGCAGCCAAUUGAUUUGGUUGAUUGGAUGCUCGGGGCAGGUUUUGGCUGCGCUUAUGAAUAUCGCCAUCGCGAGUAGAUGCCUACGGUACCUGGAUAGGUCCUUGGGUAACCUUACCCAGCAUGUUUCAGUCCACAACGUCCAUCUAAGUACACCAUCUGCAGGGGGCUUUUAUGCCGAGUAUUGUAGAGACAUUAUACCAAUGAGGAUUUUGAAGGUUGCCUUGAUGAUUGAGAAAUCGCCGAGUGGCCUUAGUCGCUCCAUCAGUGUAACCUGGUGCUCAUUGGCAUUUGGAUUGGGGUCUUAGGCCUAGUGCUGGGUGCUGGGCUGCGAGGGCUGCGAGUCAACAUUC
This is a messenger RNA of Xylaria bambusicola, 810 nucleotides long. RefSeq lists its product as uncharacterized. The record is from RefSeq and is a predicted model, not a curated record. Lineage: Eukaryota; Fungi; Ascomycota; Sordariomycetes; Xylariales; Xylariaceae. The coding region runs from base 280 to 765 and encodes 161 amino acids. The transcript has a single exon.